This is a messenger RNA of Moneuplotes crassus, 1867 nucleotides long. The record is from the annotation of a GenBank genome assembly. NCBI's taxonomy places the organism in Eukaryota, Ciliophora, Spirotrichea, Euplotida, Euplotidae.
AUAAUAUCCAACUUAAAAUUUCUGGGAAAUGUCUAAAAAGAAGUUAUCGAAUCGUCCCGAGUGGAACGACAGAUUUGUAGAAACUCAAGAUUUUAAAUCAUCUAAAGCAGACCUGCUACAAAAGAAGAUCAAUCUUGUCUCAAAAAAUAGAAAAGCAGCUAAGCAAGAGUGGAGGAACAAACAGGAAGCUCUCAUGCGCGGUCAAGUUCCUCAAGAAUACAAAGAAUGGCUUGGCCCCAAGCAGAAGAAAUUUACUGCUAUGUCUACCUUCUGAAAUGACCGUGCUUUGCAUGAUGAAUACCAGAAUAGGUUCAGAAAAAGACAAGAAUCUGCCUUUACACAACCCAAGAGAGUAAAUCACAAAAAGAUGCAAAGAGAAGUUGAGAAGAAAGAACUAAAGAUGCAAGGAGCUCUAAAUAAUGACUUUCAGAAGCCCCAAAAAGGACAGAAAGGAAGGAAACGGCCAAUAACAUCAACCAAGCCAGCUACUAUUCGUGAUAAAAGAGUUAUUGACUAUGCCCAAGAUAGUCCCAAACAAGAGGAAGAGGAUGUGUUCAAAGUUUAUGAUAAAUAUGACAGAAAAGAUUAUAAGUUCAACUCAGACUUGCAUGGUGAAGACAAGCAUAAUGACCAAGAACAGCUUGAUGAAGUCAUUGAUAUCAUGAAUGAUAACAACCCUACCUAUAACCCCCCUGAAGAGAAGGAACGAGAGAAUAAAGAGCAUGAUUACCUUGAUUUCCAGGCUAAUCUUGAUAAUCUUAAGAAAAUACAUCAAGAGCAAGAAAAAUUUGACUUUGCAAAUGACGACCUUGAUUCUUGCUUCGGUAAAUUAAACUCUCUACUUGGCUCAAAACCAUUUGAAAAACCAGUUGAGCAAAGAUCUGAACCAGAGAAGGUAGAUUUUAUUGCUUCUAAAGCGCCAGAAAUUGUGAAACCUCAGACAUCUGGCUUUCAAUCAGAUUAUUCUGCUUAUAACUUCAAUUUACCGCCAAUGCCAAAGCUAGAGACUCAGGAUUACACAGACAAGCCUGAAUAUUUACAGAAAGAGGAUGAAAAUCCAGCUGAAGAGGUUCCCAGUUUGAUUCCUAAUUACAAAGGAAUUUAUAGCUAUGAGAACAGCGAGAAUCAGAAUCCUAAUUUGAACCCUCUUCAAAGUUUGGCUUGCACAUUUGCCAAGAAUGAGGCUAGUCCGGAUACAUUUAAGCUUGGACAAGGGUUGAAUGACCCUCAGAGCUUAUUUAAACCGUAUGAGCAUCCAGAGCAACCUUCUUGGCAAGGAAAUAUGUCAAACGCUCAGUAUUCUAGUGAAUUAGAGGUCUCUCCUAUUGAUAAAAAUGAGAAAACUAGUAUCAGUCCUGAGAGUAUUGAGAAUAAAUCUCAAGAAAGAACUCAAGGGAUAGCUCCGAAUAAACUGCAAUGGAAUAAUAGAGAGCAGAAUUCAUAUGUAAAUAACUUUACACCUGCUGAUAACGAUUCUGACGAUGAGGAGGAAGAGGAGCAUAGGGAGAUUCCAAUCCAUAUUGUUCGCCACAUGGCUCAGUACCAAGCACCAAGCCCAAACUAUCCAGCUGCUCCUCAAAACCCUUCCUCAAAGACUUGAUUUGCAGAUCUAAUUCAAAACACUCAUAAUACAAACUCAUCAACCUCAAACUCAAUUCAAACUGCUCAAAAUCCAACUUUCCAAAAACCUCAGCCAACUCCAGUCCAAUCUACAUUUGUUGCAGCCCCUUCCAACCCUCCUGCACCAGCUACAGACUUCUCUAUCUUGAAUACUUCAGACUCAGAUCUGGCUAAUAUCCGAGCACUGAUCCAAUCGACCCAAAAUGACAUUCAAAACAUGAACAUCAAUAUAAACUUAUAUGAGUAA